AUGAGUACCGGUUUAUUGUUACUAAGGGACAUUGUGAAACCGACUGUGAUCCUAACAUGGAAUGAAAUUCCUCAAAAAGUAGUACCAAAUUUCUUUGUAAGAAAUUCACUUGCAAUGGAGUUUGCUUAUAGUAACUUCUUCAAAUCCUCCUUGGUAUGCUACAACGAAAAGAACGUUAGCGAUGCCAAGCCAACAAGAACUUUAUUAGAAAAUGUAAACAUAAUUUUCUCUUCCGGGACCUUGAUUUGGAAAUAA
This is a messenger RNA of Funneliformis mosseae, 255 nucleotides long. Lineage: Eukaryota; Fungi; Glomeromycota; Glomeromycetes; Glomerales; Glomeraceae. The record is from the annotation of a GenBank genome assembly.